AAUGUUACAAUUGACCAACACAAGCUUCCAAAGACAGUAUCUGCAAGGCAUGUUCGUUUUAUUCCAAAUUUGCGGCAUGUCUGGAAUUGUCUAAAAGUGGAGGUGUAUGGAUUUGAUGGUAAGUAUGUCAUCUUCUUGACAUUUUCAAUGACGUAGAAGUACUAGUUUUAGUAGUAGUGGUAGUGCUAAUAGUAAUAGUAGUGGUAGUGGUUGUAGUAGUAGUUGUAGUAGUUUUCUAUUAAUGCUGUGCAUUUAAAUACUGACCUACUAAUUUUGCAAAAGUAUCUUAAAUUCAUUUCAUCUGUUGGGGAGAUAGUUGAUAGUUGUUUAUAGAAUCUUGGAAAGUUUUAGAGAAGUGUUCUAUCGAUUUAAAAUUUUGAAAAGUUUUGCACUCAGAUGCGAGGCCGUUUAUGGUACCUCUCCGUCUAGUGGUUGAUAAAUAAGGUAAACUGGCAAACAUUAAGGAUUGAAUGAAAUUGAAUGAAAACAUUAUUCUGACCGCGCCUGUUGGAGAUAAGAUUGGUUAAAGCCAAUUCGGCAUUUGACACCUUGUUGGCUAUUUACCAUCUCAUAUCCAACGCACGCCUAUGGAAUAAUUGUUACUUAACGCAUAUACCCUGCUGUAACGCACGUCCAUGAAAUAAUUGUUAUUUAAUCCAUAGACCCCUGCUAUAAUCAUGAUGUGCUAAGUGAGGCGAAAAGGAAGAAAACCUUCGAGGGUGCUGGCGGCCAAUGUGACCGAAAAAUUUUACCUUCUGAAAAAAAAUGGUUCCGUUUUGUCGAACCAGCUGGUACUCAAAUGCCAACAGCCUGUGUUCCUCAAUCUCACUGCAAUGCUAAAAGACCCGGAUGGUUGGAUGGACAUCACCCUAAUGUGACGCAAGGUGUAGUAAACAUGAGGGUUUGCUUUACUACUGAGAACGACUGCUGUGGUGAUCAGGAAUUUAUAUCGGUCAAGAAUUGUGGCGACUUUUUUGCAUAUGGACUGGUAAAACCAAGCAGUUGUGGACGAUAUUGUGGAGAAUAAACAUUCGCUGUGCUUUAGCAGCGAAAGAAAGAAAGCGAGACAGGGGAAGG
Messenger RNA from Pocillopora meandrina, 1077 nucleotides. The record is from the annotation of a GenBank genome assembly. Lineage: Eukaryota; Metazoa; Cnidaria; Anthozoa; Scleractinia; Pocilloporidae.